AUGAUUCAUUCCAAGAAGUUGCUCUUUGUAAUCACCACAUUGUGCUUUCUAGCCGAGGCGGCUCAGUCGAAACAUACGAGGCCCACGAGAAACUACAAGUUCGAUAUCAAAAUGCAGAAAGUCACGAGAUUGUGCCAAUCGAAGAACAUCGUGACCGUUAAUGGCCAGUUCCCUGGGCCCACAAUCACCGCACGGGAAGGUGACCGGGUCACAGUUAAAGUAGUUAACCAUGUUCGAUACAACGUUUCAAUCCAUUGGCACGGAGUUAGGCAGCUUAGGAGCGGUUGGGCAGAUGGGCCCGCAUACAUUACGCAAUGCCCGAUUCAGACGGGCCAAAGCUACGUAUACAACUUCACGAUCAUCGGGCAACGAGGCACCUUAUUUUGGCACGCGCACAUUUCGUGGCUUCGGGCCACGCUCUACGGGCCAAUUAUCAUCCUUCCCAAACGCGGAAUCCCUUAUCCUUUCCCUCGACCCUACAAGGAAAUCCCCAUUGUUUUCGGUGAAUGGUGGAAAGCAGAUACAGAGAGUAUCAUAAACCAAGCACUGCAAACUGGAGGAGCACCCAAUAUUUCUGAUGCAUACACCAUUAAUGGCCUUCCUGGACUCUUUUACAAUUGUUCAGCCAAAGAUACAUUCAAGUUGAAAGUUAAACCGGGCGAAACGUACCUCCUCCGGCUAAUCAACGCAGCGCUAAACGACGAGCUAUUUUUCAGCAUAGCUAAUCACAGCCUGACAGUUGUCGAGGCCGAUGCUGUGUACGUAAAACCCUUCAAAACCGACACGAUCCACAUAGCGCCAGGUCAGACGACAAAUGUCCUCCUCCGAACAAAGCACCGCCACCCGAACGCGACCCACCUAAUGUCUGCACGGCCUUACUCCACGGGCCCCGCCACAUUCGAUAACUCCACCACAACUGGCCUCCUCGAAUACUACCGGCACCACCGGAACCCGAACCCAGCCACGAAAAUUACCAAACUACCCCUCCUCAAGCCGUCGCUUCCCCUCUUCAACGACACGAAAUUCGCCUCUACCUUCAGCCGAAAGCUACGCAGCCUAGCUAGCUCGUCAAAAGUCCCGCGGAGAAUCAACAAGAGAUUCUUCUUCACAGUCGGGCUCGGGCUCAGCCCGUGCAAGAGAACAAACGGGCCUUGCCAGGGCCCGAACGGGUCAAUGCUGGCGGCCUCGGUCAACAACGUGUCGUUCAAUAUGCCGACGACGGGCCUGCUCCAGGCCCACUUCGCGAACCGGACAAGAGGGGUAUACACGACCGAUUUCCCGGAAAACCCGCCCGUGAAAUUCGAUUACACGGGUAACCCGCCCACCAACAGUAUGGUUUCGGGCGGGACGAGGGUUGCUGAGGUGGCGUAUGGCACCAAGCUGGAGGUCGUUUUGCAGGACACGAGCAUAAUCGGGGCAGAGAGCCAUCCCCUGCAUCUGCACGGGUUCAAUUUCUUCGUGGUCGGGCAGGGGUUCGGGAAUUUCGACCCGAGUAAGGACCCGAACCGGUUCAACCUGGUCGACCCGGUGGAGAGGAAUACGGUAGGGGUGCCCUCUGGGGGAUGGGUCGCGAUCCGGUUCGUCGCGGAUAAUCCGGGUGUGUGGUUCAUGCAUUGUCACCUGGAAGUGCACACGAGCUGGGGGCUGAAAAUGGCGUGGGUCGUGGCCGACGGCAGGCGCCGGAAUCAGAAACUGCCGCCGCCGCCGGCGGAUCUUCCCAAAUGUUGA
Molecule: messenger RNA, 1728 nt
Organism: Striga hermonthica
Lineage: Eukaryota; Viridiplantae; Streptophyta; Magnoliopsida; Lamiales; Orobanchaceae
Source: the annotation of a GenBank genome assembly